Molecule: messenger RNA, 2085 nt
Organism: Spirometra erinaceieuropaei
Lineage: Eukaryota; Metazoa; Platyhelminthes; Cestoda; Diphyllobothriidea; Diphyllobothriidae
Source: the annotation of a GenBank genome assembly
AUGAGACCGCCCCCGUGUCACUACGUGGACGCUUGGAUGAACACAAACCUGUGUUGGCGCUACGUUAACCCUGGGAUCACAGUCCUCUGUACAAGCGGUAACCUGAUUCUUCUCUUCUAAUGUCCCCCACUGUGAACACUGUAAUGGACUUAUGAAUCAUUCUUGAAAGAAGAUCGCCUAGUACUUCGAGUCGCAUUUUAUUUUUAAAGUCUUCCGAAUGCUUAUACCUCAACCGGCAAUCUGCCCUCUGGUCGAUGUCAGUCAUCGGUAAACCCUUUGCUGUUAAAUCGACUCUGUACUUUAUCCUCAAUCUCCUAGCUGGGAAAGGACUGGCCAUUUAAAGCUGAUCAGGAUUUGAAAGAUUAGUAUCAAUGCCACUGAGACUUCAUCCUCCUUGCCUUCGUAAGGCAGACCGAUCGUUUUGACUCCUCUUGUUCACCUUCCCUGAACCAAAGUCACAUUCCGAAAUCCAGAAUAGUUAUGUGCUUGAUUGAUCCGACUGUUAGUUUGCCUUGAUCGAAUCAGACUAUAUAGAUAAAUACUUCUGGCAAGUUCUUUCAAACUGGCUGACAUGAAUUCUUGUGCGAACCAGAGCAAAGAAUCUGAAACAGCACCGUUAGUUAUUUUACCUUCGAUCUUUGUUGAUGCCUCAUCUUUAGAGAGGACAGACACAUCAGAGACCUUGGAGGCAUCAAUGUUGUUUGUAUUCAGAGGUACAAUCUUGUGCAAUUUUUAUACGCCCUUCCUAACCUACACUCGACGUUUAACAAGACAAUUGUUAAAAAACAUUAAUUCCUGACUUCUCAGGCCUAUUUCUCUUUUGUCCGUGAUUCUUCAAAAAAGUAGUCCCAAAACCUCACGCAUGUUUAUUUUUUCGAUACACUGGAUGUUGCCUAUGUUUAUGUCCUCUUAGGCACCCAAUUGCUGGCGUCAGCCUUAACUAAGAAGAUGGCGACUUCUGGGCAGCUUGGCGGAUCCGCUGAAGAAAGUCAGGUCACGGUGAAUUCCUCCGACCCGGAGAAGGUAAUGGUCGCGCCGUCAGAACCGUCGGCCGCAGUCAAAAUGGAUUUCGCCGGUCCCAGUGAGGUGACGGACAUCCUGAAAAAGUCGCCACAAGCAGUUAAGGUCAGGAAAAAGACGAAAAGUGCAUCUUCUUGUCUCCAGUUUCGACCCAACUAUUUUGUCUGCCAACGCAUCACGAACUCAGAGCUUCUCACUGGGCUCACUCGAAUUAUUGAGCAUGUCUGCUCAAAGCAGACGAUUUAUGCCCGUUUCGCCUAUUCGUCUGCCCGAUUGCACCUGACUUGGUGCACGUUUUAUGCUGCAGAUAAGCACGAGGCAGAGCGGGCCCUGGCCUGCCUUCAUACUGCAAGGACUGAUCUCUGGCAGCUCGCCCCAACAGAGUCCUUCAGAGUAAAAGGUGUAGGUCAGUUCAGUGGGCAUUUAUUGUACGCUUCUGUCAUUCCUGAUCCGACGCUUGCUGCUUUUGCUGAGAAGAUACAGGCACUUCUCCAAUCUGAGAACAUAGCAACUCCUGGAAACAACCAUCCUUUCACGCCCCACCUGACCCUCAUAAAGGUGAUUUUGAAGUGCUUACUACUGUUGACACUUCAGUACACUUAUUUUUUAUUAAGGCAGUGAACGUUUGAAUAUCAACGCCGAAAGGAUGGGUUGUCCGUUUAUGCAAGUUAACUUUUAUUCCUCUGCAAAGUUCCUGACCGAGAGCUCCAAGUACACGUAUUUUGAGUUUUCCGAUCAUCAGUUAACCUCAGAUUCAAAAUAUUUCAAGCUUAUAUAUACUACUCACCUUUAAGUUAGCAGUUACUACCUAGCCGCUUUGAUCUUCCCUUAUUUUUCCCUUGAUUUAAUGUCCUUAUGUUUACUGCUUUGCUCUAGAGAAACCCAAAAGCAAAACGAAUAUUUAAGUCAAAUUCGAUUGACUCUGACCUCCUGACAGACUUCCAGGAGACGUACUUCGGUGAUCAAGCCGUUGAUUCACUAGAUAUCUGCGCCAUGCACUCCACCAGGAAAAAAGAUGAAUUCUACGAACUUGUUGGCAGCAUCCGCUUGAAGAACGACUCUUGA